Molecule: messenger RNA, 2286 nt
Organism: Hermetia illucens (black soldier fly)
Lineage: Eukaryota; Metazoa; Arthropoda; Insecta; Diptera; Stratiomyidae
Gene: vib
Product: phosphatidylinositol transfer protein alpha isoform
Exons: 8
Coding region: 449-1267 (272 amino acids)
Biological process (GO): phospholipid transport
Cellular component (GO): cytoplasm
Molecular function (GO): phosphatidylinositol transfer activity; phosphatidylcholine intramembrane carrier activity; phosphatidylcholine binding
Source: RefSeq, a predicted model, not a curated record
UCACGGCGACAACUUCACUCGCUUGUCGUCGCGCACGACUUUCAAGUGGUUGAUUUUUGUCAAAAUUGCUCUCCAUUUACGCCCGUGCGCCCGUGUCCGCUCUUCAUUCGUUCCCGCAUCUACAUGUGCACUUAAAAUCUGAGAAGAAGGAUAAAGCUCAGUGAAAAAUCGUACGAAUAUCAAUUGCGGACAAGUGACAGGUCAUCGGGAACGAGAAUUUCGUUUUACGGCGGCAAAAUAUAGACUGUGCCCGCGUGUGUGAUAUAAAUCUGAAGAUCGCGAAUUAAGUGGAGUGCCGCGCGUGGCAUUCGCGUUUUCCAAUCACCUCAGCAGUCAAGGAUUUACCCAAGUUCGCGGAGAACUGAAGCAGUAGCCGUCGGCCGGCAGAGAAGUGAAAAAGUCGAGCAAUUUCUAGAGAAAAGAUCGCGAGCAGUCGACCUGAAGCAAAAUGCUCAUUAAAGAAUUCCGUGUAACUUUGCCGCUGACUGUGGAGGAGUAUCAAGUUGCACAAUUGUUCUCUGUAGCCGAGGCAUCAAAAAAUGAGACAGGUGGAGGUGAAGGUAUCGAAGUUCUAAAGAAUGAACCAUUUGAUAACCACCCACUUCUAGGUGGAAAAUACUCAUCGGGUCAAUACACAUACAAAAUUUACCAUUUGGCAUCUAAAGUACCAGCAUUUAUUAGACUUUUAGCACCCAAAGGUUCAUUAGAAAUUCAUGAAGAGGCAUGGAACGCUUAUCCAUAUUGUCGGACGAUAAUAACCAAUCCUGGGUAUAUGAAAGAGAGUUUUAUUAUAAGCAUUGAAUCACUACAUGUCGCCGACAAAGGUGAUAAAGAUAACGUCCAUGAACUACCCCCCGAGAAGCUAAAACAGCGUGAUGUCGUGCACAUCGAUAUUGCAAAUGAUCCAGUUACACCCGCUGAUUAUAAACCAACCGAAGAUCCAACAAAGUUCAAGUCAGAAAAAACAGGUCGGGGUCCAUUGGUUGGUAGCGACUGGAAGCAUAAAGUUGACCCUGUAAUGACAUGUUACAAAUUGGUUACAUGUGAGUUCAAAUGGUUUGGCUUGCAGAAUAGGAUAGAAAAUUUCAUUCAAAAGUCGGAACGAAGAUUAUUUACCAACUUCCACCGGCAAGUCUUCUGUUGGAUAGAUCGCUGGUACGGUCUUACAAUGGACGAUAUCCGUGCCAUUGAAGAUAAAACCAAAGAGGAAUUAGAUCGACAACGUCAAACAGGCGAAGUUCGAGGAAUGCGUGCCGAAACUGAUUAAAUGGAAACCAACUUUUAAAUUGAAGUGAUUAGAAUUGUAAUGAGAACGAAAUUGCUGCAACGGCUACAAUUUAAAACAACAAAAAAAACUAUUAAAAAAAAUUGUUCAGAGAAUUUUAAAUAAAUGUAAAAAUUAAGAAGAUGUCAUAUUUAUUUAGAAUGAGAAAGGAAUUAAAAAUGUCAAAAUAAAUGAUGAAAGCUAUAAAUUUAGUGAAAAAGAAUAUUAUUUAUCCAUAAACUUGGAUAAAUGUUAAAAUAAAGGUGAACAAUAAUUCAUUCAAACGAGAUAUAAAUGUUUUAAAUUGUAUUUUCUUCCUAUGAACCAUAACAAAUUAUUCAAAUGAAAGUAAAGAGAAAUUAGGUCGACGUUAGUAAAAAAUGUAACAAUAAAAUUUUAAGUCCAAAAUAAGAUAAAAUGAAGCUGAAGAUAUAAAUGCAUGAAGAGAGCCGAUGAAUAUGUUAAAAAGUAAUAAUCUGCAGUGAAAAUUCCGAACUAGGUACGAUUUAAUUAAAGAGACCACGGUUCACAUUCACAGUGUAUUUCCUCUGUACAUUUCCUUGAGUUUAUGUGGUUGUUUUCUCUAUGAAACCCUCCACUGACAAGCACUUAUGUAAAAAUAAUUACCGAUACCGUGUACAAUAUGUAGGAGAAUCAACAUCAGUUUACCGCGCCCUCGUUUAUGUUAGAAUAAAAAAUAUAUAAUAUGAUAAAAUAGGUCCAUUUUCUAUGCCAAGUAUUUUUUCAUGACGGUUAAACGCAUACAUAAAUGUUUUUUAAAGGAAUUAUCUGAUGAGUUUUAAUCUUACGUUGUAUAGUAUUUUAAUUUCCUUUUGUUGCUCUUGACUGUUUUGCGUGCUUGAAUGAUGAAUUAAAUAAGUAUUCACUAGACACAUACAAUUAGAACAAAAGAGUGUAAAUUGCAAGAUGGUUUAGAUGAAGUUCACAUUAAAGUUACAGGAGUAGGAAUGCAAAUUGUUUAUUUUAUGACGAAAUAUAUACAGAUUCAAAACUGAAACAUG